This is a messenger RNA of Physella acuta, 2337 nucleotides long. RefSeq lists its product as uncharacterized. Lineage: Eukaryota; Metazoa; Mollusca; Gastropoda; Physidae. The record is from RefSeq and is a predicted model, not a curated record.
GAGAUAUAUCAGCCAAUCAUAUCAGCCAUCCACCAUCCAACCAAAGCUAGAGUCAAAUGUCAAAUUACCAAAUCAACAAUCACCUACAAACCAAUCCCACCCUGGAUGUGAUUUUCCUUUUGUAGGGCCGUUUUAUAAAGGCUUGAAUAAAAUCACCCGAAAAUAUCCAACCAUCAACUGCUCAAAACAGACGCCACAUCUUGUCUACGUACAAGGCGACACGAUAUUCGUUGACCACGCCAAAAUUCGGAGCAUCCCUCGAUUAAAUUCUACGUUCUUGAACUGUAUUUGUGUGCCUCGGGUCCGAAUGUUAAACGGGAAUGAUUCCCGCACAAAAAGUGUCGGACAACGCCAAGUAUUUACUGACUCCAUCAACGUCACACAUGAUUAUGUUGUUGUUGAAUGUUACAAUAACGCUAGCCAGGUCAUAUCCAGAUCGUUCUUGACAUUUAUCCGUAAAAAACCGAACCUCGAGUCUGAAUUAAAAGCCAAGUAUGAGGCACACGUUGAGCUCCACGCACCCAAAGAAACUUUGAGCGUCAUGAUGCUGGGGAUUGAUGCCAUGUCCAAAAACAAUUUCCAGCGUGCCAUGCCGAAGACGAGAAACUUUCUUCUAGAAACUAUGAAAGCUGUUGAGUUGCACAAACAUAAUAAAUUCGGGCACAACACGUUCCCUAACGUGGUUGGUCUACUUACCGGAAACAGCGAAAAAUGGUUAGCUAAGCAGGGUUAUUCAAGACAUUUGCCUAUUGAUCGGGUAAAUGAUGCUUUUCUUUGGAGUGCUUACCGUAAAGCCGGGUACAGAACUGGAAUGUUUUUAGACAGAACUUACAUCUCGGCGUUUCAUUACGGUAAAGUCGGAUGGACCCAACCCCCAGUCGAUUAUUACAUUCGAGAGGUUGUGAUCGAUUCAGAGAAGGACAAAUUAAUGAGAAAAGAUGUCAACUGUAUCGGUGACGUCCCGGACAUCCGACUUCUGACCGACUACUGGGUUCAGCUAGCGUCUUUGUUCAACAACUCCAAAACAGAGCCGUAUUUCACAUACAGUUUCUCAGCCCGCUUGACCCACGACGAUGAGAACAGAGCCAGCGCUGCUGAUGAACUUUAUUUCCAAUUUUUACAAACUUUAGUGGACAAGAAGGUUCUAAACAACACGGUGCUUGUCUUCUUCAGUGACCACGGGCCCAGGUUCGGGGCCAUAAGGUUGACACUGAACGGAAUGCUAGAAGGCCGAAUGCCUUUAAUGUUCCUCGUGUUCCCGCCCUGGUUCCAUACCAAAUACCCGCAGCUGAUGGAAGUUGUGAAAACCAACCAACAUCGUCUGACGACCCACACGGACGUCUACGAGACUUUGAUUGACCUGCUGUACUUUAAAGCAGAGGCCGGGAAAGGAAGUCUCACCCAGCCUAGGAUCAGCUUGUUCAAAGAGAUUCCAGAAGGACGCACGUGCCAGCACGCGCUGAUCCCCCUUGAGUACUGCGUCUGCAACGGUUUCGUUAAACCCAACAUCAGUGCGAAAUUUACUGAAUUUCUUGGGCUAAAUCUUGUUUACCGGGUGAAUGGGUAUCUAACAGGCAAACUACGAGACCUCUGUUCAACUCUAACCUUAAAUAACGUCACAAACGUUAUGGAGGUCAAGGGCGUAGAUUCGGGGUCAACGACCUACCAGGUCACGGUGACGACCGCGCCAAACAGCGCCAUUUAUGAAGGUGUUCUGAGAGUACGUGAAAACAAUAAGGUGAAGGCUAUCAGUGACGUCACGAGGUUGAAUCUCUACCGGGGUGAGGCUGAGUGUAUCGACCACCCGACGUUGAGACAGUUUUGUUACUGUAAAACUUAACAGAAAUGUGAUUAGGGUAAUUUUAUUACUGUAAAACUGGACACAAAUGUGAUUGGGGUAUUUUUGUUACUGUAAGAAUUAACACAAAUGUGAUUAGGGUAAUUUUAUUACUGUAAAACUUUACACAAAAAUGAUUUAGGUUAUCUUUUUUAUUGUCAAGCUCUCCAUAGGAUAUUGUUAUCGAUGUAAUACACAAAAUGAAAUAGGACAUUACCGUCUCGCCGUCAACUACCUACGGUUAUUUCCUAAAAAAAAUUCACCAGAAUCAUUACGCCCCCCCCCCUCCCUCUCCAUCUAUGGGUAAUUACCCCCUCCCCAUUCUUUAGAAUACAUAGUGUGUUAAUCCGUAUCCAUAUCCUCCUAAAUAUUCAACCCCCUAUCUAGGUUCUUAAUUCUAUCUCCCUAACAUAAACCCUAACCCUAUCCCAAACCAUAUUGCUAGCCCUGUUCAAAACCCGAUCUCUAUAAACAGCUAUAUCUCUAACCUUAUAACUAAC